Molecule: messenger RNA, 1782 nt
Organism: Closterium sp. NIES-65
Lineage: Eukaryota; Viridiplantae; Streptophyta; Zygnematophyceae; Desmidiales; Closteriaceae
Source: the annotation of a GenBank genome assembly
AUGGAGACAAAGAUUACGGCGCGCAAGGAUAAAGAGAGGGCUUUCGAGGCGGCGCUUACUGCGGUGAGCGGCCAUGGCGGAGCGGAACCGAAGGCAAAGAAGGGGCGGAUGGAGGAUUGGUAUGGCGAGGGGGGGAAGGCGGCGAAGCGUGCUGCCGACGAUGCGAUUUGCCUCUUCAUCACGGGGACGCGCUUGGGGGAGACUAUAUGCCAGCACCCCCUCUUCCUCAACAUGCUGCGCGCCGUGAACGCCGCCGGAACCAGCUAUGUCCCCCCCAAGCGUGGUUACGUUGGAGGCGCCGGGCUGCUGGCGUGCAAGCAGCAGAUUGAGAAGGCUGGAGCGGUUUUCCAGGAGGCGGUCGACUGCAAGGCGGAGACCAAAAGCGGAGCGUUUAUCAUGAGCGUCCUGCAGCCGGUCAUCGAGAAGGUUGGACCGGAGCACGUCGUCGCGAUUUGCACGGACGGCGGCAGCAACUACGUGUCCGCCACCAAGCUGCUGCAGAAGAAGUACCCGCACAUUGAGUUCGUCCCCUGCGCCACUCAUGUGCUCGACUUGCUGUUGGAGGACUUCGACAGCAUGGCUUGGGCGCAGGAGGUCGUGCCUGUGGCGACCGACAUGAUUUCGUUCAUUCGCAGCCACACGUGGACGCGUGCCUUCCUGCGCUGUCCCGAGCUGCACGGGGAGGAGAAGUCGCUUCAGCCGCUGCGACCAGCGGGCACGCGCUUUGGGACGCAGUACAUAGCGGUGUCUCGUCUGCGUGAGAUUCGCCCUCAGCUGACGGCGAUGGUGACGCACAAGGAUUGGGAGGAGAAGGGGAGGAAGCAGCUGACUGGGAAAGACUUUGAGGCGUCGGUGUUGGAUGUGGAGUGGUGGGCAAAGGUGGAUACCUUCGUGAAUGUAAUGGCGCUGCCGUACAAGGUGAUGAGGAAGACGGAUGGGCCGGCGAAGGGGAUGAUGGGGGCGAUGUACGACAUGAUGCUGCAACUGACGGAGGACUUGUCGGCGCUGUUGGAGAGUGCGGAUUGUCCGCUCAGCGAUGCGGAUAAGGAGGGGUUGCUGGAGCACUUGAGGCGGCGUUGUGACGAGAGUUUGGCCUGUCCUCUUCACGUGGUAGGCCGGAUUCUGAACCCGGUCAACCAGGAGGAGGGGAUCUAUCUCAAGGACAUUGAGUGCACCAGGGUGAUGAAGGUCUGGCUGUCGCGCUCGAGGGCCUUCGUCGACAAGUACUGGAAGAAGGAUGGCGAGAGGACUGGAACGAUGAUGGCGCUGCAGGAGGGGAUGCUGGCGUACAUUGAGGGCAGGGGGUGCUUUGGGACGGAGGAGGCGAUAGAGGGGCGUGCGCAGCUGAAGGCAGGGAAGGGGGACAUGGCGACGUGGUGGAAGAUGAACGGCUGGGAGUAUGCCGAUCUGACAGGCCUUGCAAUCCGUGCGGUGUCACAGGCCGUUUCCGCUUCUCCGUGCGAGCGGGGAUGGGCUACGUGGGAUGGGGUGCACACGGCGCGCAGGAACAGGUUGGGGUCGAAGAAGGUGCGCGACCUGGUGUUCGUGGCGCACAACUGGAAGGCUGUGCUCGGCCACCACGAGGGUGCAGUUGUUGCAGGGCCAAGUGGGGAAGUGAGGAAGGCGGGGGUAGUGGAGGGGAACAUUCCCACCCCUCCCCUCCCCGAGGGGUACAGGUUGGAGGAGGAUGGGGAGAGGGAGGUGGACGAGGACGACAUGAUGGUCGAUGAGUACAAGGACCAGGAUGAGAAGAAGGAUAGCGAGGAGGACGGGGAUGAGUGA